Branchiostoma floridae (Florida lancelet) is the source of this 672-nucleotide messenger RNA. RefSeq names its product craniofacial development protein 2-like. NCBI's taxonomy places the organism in Eukaryota, Metazoa, Chordata, Leptocardii, Amphioxiformes, Branchiostomatidae. The transcript has a single exon. Gene Ontology annotation, cellular component: nucleus. Gene Ontology annotation, biological process: chromatin remodeling. The record is from RefSeq and is a predicted model, not a curated record. The coding region runs from base 1 to 672 and encodes 223 amino acids.
AUGGAAAGGUGUGGCAUCAAUGUUCUCGGUGUCGCCGAAACCCACUGGACUGGAUCUGGUUUCUUCUCUACCACAGAUGGAGAGAUGGUUAUCUACUCAGGGGGAAAAAUACACAGAGCAGGAGUGGCGGUCUUACUAUCCAAAGCAGUGGCAAAAAUCAUGAUCUCCUAUAAAGCGGUGAAUGAACGUAUCCUGCUAGUGCGCAUCAAGGCAUCUCCAUUCAACAUGUACAUGGUACAGGUGUAUGCCCCAACCACAGAUGCCCCAGACGAGGAAGUGGAUAGGUUCUAUGAAGAAGUCAAACAACUACUACUUGAGUGCCCAAGCCAGGACAUGGCCUUGGUGUUGGGGGACUUCAAUGCUAAAGUAGGUGCAGACAGGCUUGAAGCUGAUGUCUGCGGACCCUACGGCCUAGGAACUCCCAACGACAGAGGGGAACGGCUGGUGGAAUUUUGCCAAGAGAAUGGUCUCUUCAUAACCAACACAGUCUUCAAGCAUCACGAGAGGAGGCGUACACAUGGCUGUCCCCAGGAUGCAGGUACAGGAACCAGAUUGACUUCAUCCUCAUCGGUAAGAGAUGGAGGAAGUGCGUCACAAACUCCCGCGCCUACCAUGGACCUGACGGUGGAUCUCACCACAACAUGGCGGGGGCAAGCCUCAGGCUCAAGAUAA